Messenger RNA from Phanerochaete carnosa HHB-10118-sp, 4570 nucleotides. RefSeq lists its product as uncharacterized. The transcript is spliced from 11 exons. The record is from RefSeq and is a predicted model, not a curated record. Lineage: Eukaryota; Fungi; Basidiomycota; Agaricomycetes; Polyporales; Phanerochaetaceae. The coding region runs from base 797 to 4180 and encodes 1127 amino acids.
AUCAACAGUGCCGGGCGGUGCUCGCGUCCCUUGUACCUGCGUCUUGAAUAGGAUCGGCCGCCCGGCUGUGCUUGAUGUCGUUCCUGGGAUUGGCUAGCCGUCCGAAUCAGGUGCGACCCUUCCUGUCACACCAGACCAGAAAUGAGCGCUGGCAUGGAACCCUUGCUGCGACUUUUCCUCCGCAAUUCCACUGAAUUUUCUCCACGUAGCAUGCAUGCGCGACACGACGCGUCGGGCAUCGUGACUCACAGGCACAGCCGUCUGCAGGGUUAAUUCCGGCCUGCUUCUUCAUUUGACUAUCAUUCUUCACUGCCAUGUUUUAGCGUCCCAGCCACGGAUAUUUGGGUUCUUCCCACAGGAUGUCCACCGUCGCGCCUCAGAUCUGGUGGGCCCCAUCAUACGGCGAUGAGAUUUCACCGGAGAAGCCUACGAACAAUACCCACCAGAUACGUCCACGAGAGAUGACCCGCCCAGCGUUCUACUUCGCACAUCGCGUUCACCGGCCCAAUGUAUAGACACACCAUUACGCAAAAUUCGCAGACGCGGUGGUCUAGAAGAUGAUGAACGAGGCAAGUCAGCAAUACUAGAGGCGGAUCCCGUCCAAGCCCGACGGGACGAUCCAUGCUGUCGUCGAAAAUGGCAGGAGCAAGUCAGGCGGGCGCAGCCGCUGCCCGCGGUCACGCCUUAUUCUACCAUCCACGCUUGGCGUAUAAAGGCUCGCGUACCUCACUCAUUUGCAGCACCUCUUACCUCCGAGGGAGAAACAUACCCCUACUAUCUCACCCUCGACUUCACCAUGUGUAUCGACGGCAACAGCGGACCCCUCUCUGUCCGUUACAUCACGGCCCAGCUGGAUGCCCUCUAUAAAAACGCGGCUGAGUGCGCGCCCCAUGCCGCGCACCACGACUACAAGUCGGCCGAGUACGAGAGCACUCGCUACAUUCGUGCCCUGCGCGAGUUCCACUACCUCACCAGGCGGGCGACCAACAACCUCCACGAGGCCGACCUGUUCUUCUCGGCUAAGUUCGCCCAACCAGAGAUCAAUUUCCUGUGUAAUCACGUCGUUUUUCUUCGCCUGAAACUCGAGUCUGGUCACUUCAACUCUGCGUAUAAGGAGGCGCUGAGACUGGGUGCACGCGCCGAUCACUCGAAGAAUGUCUCUUUGACAGCCCUUGAGCUCGUUUACGCGAUCCCUCUGCUCCGUUCCAACAUCAGCGGGCGCGACGAAAAAAUCGGCAAUGUUGGCGCCAGGCACUUGGUUCAGAUGCUGAUCUUCGGUCUUGAGCAGGCCAAAUAUGUCAGCCUCACGCCCAACAGCAACAACAUCACGGACGACCAGAAGGAAGCCCUUCUGUGGUACUUCGAACAUUACCUUCGGUUCCUCCAGACCUCCGGCAACCAUGUCAUGUUCGAUCUCCCCGACUUCGACGACACCAGGUAUCGCCCGCGCAUCGACUACUCGCUUAUCCGCACCCAUGCUGCGGAUGACCUUCGCAAGGCCAUCGUGCAUGAUAUCAAAAUCCUUGACAAGGUCGACCCCGCCCUCAUCUCCCAGUUCUACAACAUGCACUGGCAGAACGCCUGCGGUAAGCGCAACGGUCCGGCCUGGGGCAAGCUCGAUCUCUGUCUCGCGAGCAUCUGCAGUGACUGGAUCAACGGUCUCACCUUGGAGAACGUUCACUUCUUCAUCAACUUCCACUCCCCCACUGUCGAACCCCUCUGCAACCAAGAGGUUAUCCUCAAAUUCAACAUCAAGGAGCUCGGCUUCUUCGAGAAGUCUGGCAUUGACGAGACUGUGAGCCCGAAGGUUGACUUGUCCGACCGGCAGUGGAAGUUUGCCUUCAUUGUUAAGUGCGUCAAGGCUGAGGGUCUCGGUGUCGUGACCUUGGACCUCGACACUGCGCGCUUCUCCCGCUUCGAUUCCUACUUCGGCACGAGCGAGCCCGACGAAACGACCAAGCACUACAUCGACUUGAUGAUUCACUUCUUCUCGCGCGACUAUCUCGAUAUCGUGGCUCGCUUCAACCUGCACAUCAUUCUCGGCCUGCCCCUGGCUCCAGACAGCUUCGGCAGGGACUACGCGGCGGAAUGGACUGAGACAGAGGAGAACGAGGGCGACCACUUCGCCAGGAAGCACACUCACGCGAUGAUGUGGUCCGAGAGGAUUCAGAACACUGCCAUCUACUCUGGCUGCCAGGAGGUCGUCGCACUUUCCGAGGAGACGAUCAACCGCUUGCUCCGUCGUCGCCUCGAGACGGUCAGGGAGUGGCACAUCAGCAACCUCUUCUCGAUCAACAUCCUCGACCUCAAGGUUCGCUUGCUCACCAGCGGCAAGGCGAUUAUCUACAUUCAGGCGAACGGUGCUAUCGCAGUCCGCAAGAGGGAGAAGUCCCUCAAGUGGUGGACCCGGCUGUUCUGGCAGCGUCCGCAGAAGACCGAUCAGCUCGAGAACGUCGACUUCGAGGCCGUUACCCUCGCAUACGAGGUCGAUAUCUCGAAGGUUCCGCACGACUUCCUCAUGGUCGAGGUCGACACUGUCGUUAAGGACUACUACGAGUCAUGGCACCACAACUUCUGCCACUGGAUGUGGAGCCACCACCGCCACACCCACUCCGAGACUACCACUGUCGAGAAGGAUGCCGUUCACCUCAUGCAUUUCACCUUGAACUACAAGAGUGCUCGCUACGUGGAAGAACUGUCCAACGUCACCGAUCUUGGCACUGACGACGAUUCGCUCGAGAAGCUCAACACCAUCAGGCAGUACAUCCCUGAGUACCUUGCGGCGCUGACCCACUACGGCCACAACAUUCUCCACACGGUACCUAUCAACAAAGCCCCUAUUGCUACUGAGCCCCUCGACCUGUUCGCGUUCACGGAUGUCGACUACCGCAUUCUCACCAAAAAGGAGAUCAACAUCGACACAUGCCUCAACUUCGAGACUCUGGAAACCGAGAUUCCUCUCGUGAUCAUUUACGGUGUCACCGGCGGCGCCAAGCUGCCCACGUUCCACGGUCAGUGGGCCGCCGGCUGGCAGGCCGUCGGUCGCGAAGCUGUCGGCACGCUCGGUCUCUCGCGUGAGGUCUUCCUGCAGCGCUAUAUCCUCGACGAGCUCAAGACGAUCAAUGCGAUGACGACCAUCGUCCCGCUGAACGUUGACGUCGUCGACGACGUGUGGCACGUCGACCUCACCACAUGGGCCCAACACCCGACGCGCAGCAAGUCCAAGGUCGGCUGCCAAUGGAAGCCGAUCGACGUCAGCAGCCUCGACUUCCUCGAGUACGAGUGGAAGUACCGUGACGAAUGGAACCACGAGCACGAGGGCCACCAGGAUGAUUCGGGCAACGGCGAAUAUUAUCUGCACUGCAACACCAAGAACACGCUCAUUGUCCCCACCAUCUACGAUCCCAAGGGUCUCGAGUUCGAUCUCCGCGGUGAGACCUCGGUCAGGGUCGGCGGCAAGCACGAGGGCAAGCCAUGGAGCCGCUCCACGGUUGGUACCUGGGGUGCGAAGAUCAACCUCGAUACCUCCAGCGGUGGUCUCAAGAUCGCCGUCGACCGCAUUCCGGUUUCAGUCAAGCCGGCGGUCGAGACGUCUACCGAGUCGUACACGUACGAUCCCAGCACGGUUCACUACAAUAACCUGGUCCUCAAGAACGAUGCUCUCGACGCGCUUAUCAUCAAGGAGCUUCGCCUCCUCCUCGAGGCAUCGUGGCAGUACUGCGUCAUGGGUAUCCAGGCCAUCUCGCUGCGCGCUCCGGUCAUCACGCGUGCCGGCGACUUCAUCUGCGAGCUGGACCUCGACAAAGACAUGGUCCGUCCUCCCAUGCUGGAGGUUGCAGAGUGGGUCAAGUACAGGACCAGGUGGUACUCAGAGUGGAUCGAGAACGGCAAGCUGGUGGCCUGGGGCUAUGGUCAGGUCCGUGGCGAGUACACCGUCGACAAGGACGGCAAGGUCGACACCACUCCGCUUGACCAGCGUGGUCCCCCCAAGAGCAAUGGCGUCCCCAAUGGCCUCACUCCCCCUCAGUCUAAGGCUGCUGCGGCCCCCGCGCCGUCCGCUCCGCCGAAGCCUGUUGAGCCUAAGGCAGCCACCGCUCCCACUGGCACGCCUGCGCCGCCCCCGGCUUCGACCCCGGCCCCGGCCGCGACUUCCGCUCCUGUCCCGGCCCCUACUGCUUGAAGGGCCGUCUCGCAUGCCUCUCUGCCGGUCUCCGUAGCCUGAUGUGUCGGACUUGUCUUCCUCGUCUUGUUUAUUUUGCAACCCACUCGUGUUAUUCUUAGCCCGCAUACCCUCGUGUUGUAUGUUCCAGUCUGCGUAGCUAUCUUUCAUGUUGUCUCUCUUGCAGCUUGUUGUAGUACUGUACGGUAAUUGAUUUGUAGCAUGCUGCUACCUAUGAACAUUAUUCUUGUUUGCUGUUAGCACAAGAUUCAUGCCUGCGCAUUGACAAUGGGUCAGUAAGCAGCCGCGGAUCGACUCUAGGUGAGGCUCUGUGUCGUUGCGAGGUUGUUGCCGACCGUAGCCUUCGUGGCGCUCGGCGAAACCCGGCCGCAAGAAAUGGACAGCAAGCGC